GUUUGGUGUAAAUCUGGGGGUGUAAUGUUAUCAUAUAUCACGCUACCUCGUAAAACCGACACUGAAAGCUGCCGGACAACAAAUCACAGGUCAAAAUUAUGAGUUCUUCGUAUUAUGUGAACGCGCUUUUUAGCAAAUAUACGGCGGGGGCUUCUCUGUUCCAAAAUGCCGAGCCGACUUCUUGCUCCUUUGCGCCCAACUCGCAGAGAAGCGGCUACGGGGCGGGCGCCGGCGCCUUCACCUCAUCCGUGCCGGGCUUGUACAAUGUCAACAGCCCCCUCUAUCAGAAUCCCUUCGCGUCUGGCUAUGGCCUGGGCGCCGACGCCUACGGCAACCUGCCCUGCGCCUCCUACGACCAAAACAUCCCCGGGCUCUGCAGUGACCUCGCCAAAGGCGCCUGCGACAAGGCGGACGAGGGCGCGCUGCACGGCCCGGCCGAGGCCAAUUUCCGCAUCUACCCCUGGAUGCGAUCUUCAGGGCCAGACAGGAAGCGGGGCCGCCAGACCUACACGCGCUACCAGACGCUGGAGCUGGAGAAGGAAUUCCACUUCAACCGCUACCUGACGCGGCGGCGCCGCAUAGAGAUCGCCCACGCGCUCUGCCUCACCGAGCGCCAGAUCAAGAUCUGGUUCCAAAACCGCCGUAUGAAGUGGAAGAAAGAGCAUAAAGACGAGGGGCCCACCACUGUCGCAGCCCCCGAGGGCGCUGUGCCCGCUGCCGCCACCGCCGCUGACGCCGCCACUGCCGCCGCUGACAAGGCCGACGACGAGGACGAGGAGGAGGAGGACGAAGAUGAGGAGGAAGAAUGAAGGGCCAAGGCAGGGCCCUGGCUGCA
Molecule: messenger RNA, 835 nt
Organism: Loxodonta africana (African savanna elephant)
Lineage: Eukaryota; Metazoa; Chordata; Mammalia; Proboscidea; Elephantidae
Gene: HOXA7
Product: homeobox A7
Exons: 2
Coding region: 99-809 (236 amino acids)
Biological process (GO): regulation of transcription by RNA polymerase II; anterior/posterior pattern specification
Cellular component (GO): nucleus
Molecular function (GO): RNA polymerase II cis-regulatory region sequence-specific DNA binding; DNA-binding transcription factor activity, RNA polymerase II-specific
Source: RefSeq, a predicted model, not a curated record